AUGUCCAAUGAUGCAGCAGCAGCCUCGUCGUGGAUUCCUCUGCUCUGCCUCGUCUUCGCCCGCUCGAGCUCGGCGAUGGAGUGCAACGGCGGCGACCGCGCCGCUCUGCUCAGGGUGAAGGCGCAGCUCGGCGACCCCGUCAGGCUCUCGUCGUGGCAGCCGUCGUCCGCCAACUGCUGCGCCUGGGAGCCGGCCGUCUUCUGCUCCGAGUCCGGCCGCGUCACCGGGCUGGCGCUCUUCUCCCUCGACGACGUCUCCGCCCCCGUGCCGCCGGCGCUCGGCGAGCUGACGGAGCUCGCGAUCCUCCAGGUCGAGUCGGUUCGCGGCAUGUCGGGCCCCAUCCCCCCCUCCUUCGCCAACCUCUCCCGCCUCGAGGACCUCGACAUCACCGGCACCUCCAUCUCCGGCCCGGUGCCGGCGGCGUACCUCGCCGGCGCCACCAAGCUCCGAACGCUCGUCAUCGCGGACAGCAAGCUCGCCGGGCCCAUCCCCCCGUCCCUCGCGGGCCUCCCCAACCUCAGGUACGUCGACCUCAGCGGCAACAUGCUCACCGGCGCCAUCCCGCCGGGGCUGCUGCACGGCAGCUACACGUUCUUGAUCCUGUCCCACAACCAGCUCACCGGCGAGAUACCGGGCUGCUACGGCGCCGGCGGCGCGCACACCGUCGACCUCUCCCACAACCGGCUCACCGGCGACCCGUCGUCGUCCCUGUUCGGGAUCACGCGGCCGGCCACCAAGAUCGACCUGUCGUGGAACGAGCUCGCGUUCGACAUGACCGGGGUGAGGUUCCCCCACCACCUCAGGUUCCUGGACCUCAGCCACAACCGGAUCACCGGGAGGGUGGCAAAGUCGCUCAUGGACAUCAAGCUGGAGCACUUCAACGUCAGCGACAACGAGCUCUGCGGCGAGAUACCGGCGGGGAGGUCCAUGUCGUCGCACGGGGCGGAGUGCUACGCUCGCAACAAGUGCCUGUGCGGCACUCCUCUGCCUCCCUGCCACGGUGGCCUCUAG
Oryza brachyantha (malo sina) is the source of this 1011-nucleotide messenger RNA. RefSeq names its product polygalacturonase inhibitor 1-like. NCBI's taxonomy places the organism in Eukaryota, Viridiplantae, Streptophyta, Magnoliopsida, Poales, Poaceae. Gene Ontology annotation, molecular function: protein binding. The transcript has a single exon. Bases 1 to 1011 code for a protein of 336 amino acids. The record is from RefSeq and is a predicted model, not a curated record.